Messenger RNA from Hydatigera taeniaeformis, 723 nucleotides. NCBI's taxonomy places the organism in Eukaryota, Metazoa, Platyhelminthes, Cestoda, Cyclophyllidea, Taeniidae. The record is from the annotation of a GenBank genome assembly.
GGCGACGUCGUAAAGACACCAAAUGGAGUGCGAAAGAAGUUCAACGGAAAACAGUGGCGACGCCUCUGCUCUAAAGAGGGUUGUACGAAGGAGUCGCAGAGACGAGGAUUUUGUUCGCGCCAUUUAUCCAUGAAGGGGAAGGAGAUGCGAGCAUUCAGUUACGCAGCUGCGACAGCAGCUGCGACGAAAAUGUUUGCGAUGAGCAGUACCCGACCACCACAGCAGCAAUCCUCACAGCCCCUCUGCGAUCUCAUCUACAACUCAGCCACAAGUUACGGUGUUCCGUCAGGGCCCAUUUCCAACCACAGUAAAGCCUCCUCUUCGUCCGUCAAUUCGUCUUUGCCAACACCAUUGGACCUUCUGCCCGUACUCUCACCAGCAAGCGCUUGGCGACCUUCACCACCAAAUGAUGGUUCUUACUUUAAUUCAACCACACCUCUUCACACUCCUCCAAGCUCCAGCAUACCCCACUGGGCACCUUUUCCCACCUCCUUCGCUUCUCCUCCUGCCUCCAUCGUACCUCCCUCCUCCUCGGUUUUUAUGGGACAUGCGUCCACACAAACCUCUCACGUCUUCGCCACCUCCCCUGACAAGACCGGUGGUAGUACCAGUGCCACCUCCACUACCCCAGUCUCUGCCCCCAUCACAACCACCUCCUUCUUCCCUAGUGGUGGUGGCGGUGCUGGAGAUCUUCCCAGUCAACCAAUAACUGCUUGCCCUUAG